This is a messenger RNA of Hydractinia symbiolongicarpus, 2835 nucleotides long. RefSeq names its product splicing factor 3A subunit 1-like. The transcript has 18 exons. Lineage: Eukaryota; Metazoa; Cnidaria; Hydrozoa; Anthoathecata; Hydractiniidae. The coding region runs from base 108 to 2573 and encodes 821 amino acids. Gene Ontology annotation, biological process: mRNA cis splicing, via spliceosome; regulation of alternative mRNA splicing, via spliceosome. Gene Ontology annotation, cellular component: U2-type prespliceosome; U2 snRNP; catalytic step 2 spliceosome. The record is from RefSeq and is a predicted model, not a curated record. Gene Ontology annotation, molecular function: protein binding; RNA binding.
AAAAUGGCGGUUUCACUGUUCGUCGCGCUUUCUUUUUUUUUCUAGCUAGGAGACACGCGUUUUUUUUUUACUACUUGGAAGUCGUAAUAGUAAGUUCAUAAUAGAAAAUGCCACCUGUUGCUAUUGAGGUAGAUGACAAUAGUGGGAAGACAGAAGUGGAAAAAGAUGGAAAAAUCUAUGAACGCUCAUCCGAAGAUGGCGAGUUAUAUUCAAAACCAACUAUUGGUAUUAUUUAUCCACCCCCUGAAGUAAGAAAUAUUGUUGAUAGAACAGCUUUGUUCGUUGCCAGAAAUGGUCCGGAAUUUGAGGACAGAAUUCGUGCUAAUGAAGCCGAUAACGUCAAAUUUAAUUUCUUGAAUCCCAACGAUCCAUACCAUGCAUAUUAUGAGUACAAAUUAAAGGAUUUCAGAGAAAAUGAUCAGGAGGAACCAGCUCCACAAGAAAAGGAAGCUGUCAAACCAGCACAACAGCAAACAAAAUUGAAGCAAUCUGCUCAAAUUGUUGAAACAAUAAUACCUAAAGAUCCUCCUCCUGUGUAUGAAUACAUGGCAGACCCACCUACUAUCUCUGCCAUUGACUUAGACAUCGUAAAACUUACAGCUCAGUUUGUAGCAAAAAACGGUAAAGAUUUUCUUACAAGUUUAAUGACACGAGAACAGAGAAACUACCAGUUCGAUUUUCUUCGCCCACAACACAGCUUAUUUCAAUAUUUCACUCGAUUAGUGGAACAGUACACAAAAAUCUUACUACCACCAGAUGAUAUUACAAAGAAAUUAAGCAAAGAUUUUUCGGAACCAUGGAAGGUAUUGGAUUGUGUUAAGUAUCGAGUUGAGUGGCAAAGAUUUCAAGAUAGAGAGAAAAGAAAAGUUGAGGAUGAAAAAGAAAGGGAAAGAAUUGCAUUUGCACAGAUUGAUUGGCAUGAUUUUGUUGUUGUGGAAACUGUUAAUUUUCGAGAGAAUGAAACAGCUAACUUACCUACUCCAGUUACAAAAGACCAACUUGGUGCACGUUUAUUAGCUCAAGAACGCUUCGAGAAGAUGAAGAAAAGUGGCGAAGUCAAUGCUGAAGAGAUUGAAAUGGACGUGGAGGAGGAGGAAGAGGGCGAAGAAGAGUUGUAUCAACCUUUCCAACAAGAGGAUAACGAGGAGAAAGGUGAUGAAGAGAAGGUUGGCUCUGAUAUGGAAGAAGAAAGUGACGAUGAAGAGGGAGGUGCAAAACCGCCAGAAAUGCCUCCCCCAGUUAUGCCUCCCAUGCCCGGUCUUAACGCACCUAUUCGUAAAAAUUACGAUCCGAAAGCAUCCAAGCAGAGUACAAGCAGUUCAUUGUCCGACAAGUAUUUGAUAUCUCCUCUUACAGGAGAGAAAGUUCCUGUUGAAUCCAUGGCCAACCACAUGAAGGUUAACCUGCUUGACCCUAGAUGGAAAGUACAACAAGAGAAAUUAAUUGAAGAGAAAAGACAGCAAGAUGAUGUGCUUGCACAAGGUGUUCACAUUGGUGAUUCGCUGAAACAACUUGCCGAACGACGUUCAGAUAUCUUUGGUGUUGGUAUCGAAGAAACGUUUAUUGGUAAAAAACUGGGAGAGGAAGAAGCGUCUAAGAAACCUACUAAAGAAAUAUGGGAUGGACACACGGCUAGUAUGGAGCGUGCUACGAAGUUAGCUCAUUCAAAUAUCACGUUUGAAGACCAAAUCAAAGCUAUCCACAAAUCUAAAGGCUUACUACCGUCAGAAGAAGCAGAAAAAAUUGGUCCUGCUGUUCCCUUUUCUCGUCCUACAGAGUCGGCACCGCCUGUUGUAUCAACUCCUACUGAACCUAUUAUAAUAGAGACUUCUAGCGCAGAGUUAUCGAAGCCGCCGCAACCUCCAACCACCCUCACUGGAUCCAGUAUAGACAAGCCUGUGGAGGGACCCCCUCCUCUUCUCCCACGAAAUAUGCCAGUGAGCUCUGCACCUGUGUCUGCUCCGCCUCACCAUAAUAUGCAAAUGGGUAUGCCUCCCAAUAUGCCGCCCAACAUGCCGAUGCCACCGCCCAUGUCAAAUCAAACCCAUCCUCCCAAUAUGCCUAUGAUGCGCCCGCCUUCAAUGUUACCGCCAAAUAUGAUGAUGCCUCCACAAAUGCAAAACAUGCCGCCCCAUCAACCUGGAUUUAUGCCGCCCCCGAUGCCCUCAACUGGAAUAGAAGGAAACCAACUUGUUUUACCAUCCCCUGCAGAAGACGAGGAACCGGCAACGAAAAAGGCCAGGGUAGAAACUGAAACUGACCUAGUACCAGAGGAUACAUUUGUUGCACAAAACAGAUUACCGGUUACAUUCCGUGUCCAAGUGCCAGAAUUACCGGAUAAAACAGAAUGGCAGUGCCAGGGACAAGUACUCAAGAUUUGUCUACCUGUGACAGACCAGUGUUCUGUCAUUAAAGCUAAGAUCAACGAGAUGAUAAAUAUGCCAGCUGGAAAACAGAAGUUACAGUUAGGUACGUUGUUCAUCAAAGAUUCGAACACACUCGCUUAUUACAACUUUUCAUCUUCUACGUUGAUUCAACUUCAUGUCAAAGAGAGAGGAGGUCGAAAGAAAUAAGUGAAUUAAACGUAAAUUCGAACAUUUCAACCCUCCCUGGAACCACAUGGUCCUGGAAAUACCUUUUCCUUCAGGAGUAUGCUAUUUGUUGCCAUCACAACAUUCUGCAUCUAAAAAAUCUGUAUUUUAUUUGUGUGGAUAAUAUUAUAAAAGAAUUCUUCUUUUUAUGAAUAACUUGUUUAUUUUAUACGAAAACCAAUUUCCUUGUAAGUAUAAUGUCUUGGUAUUCUAGAUGAAAAUAACCAAACCGUUAGGAUUCUAA